Monodelphis domestica (gray short-tailed opossum) is the source of this 3615-nucleotide messenger RNA. RefSeq names its product G protein-coupled receptor 132 (gene GPR132). Gene Ontology annotation, cellular component: membrane. Gene Ontology annotation, molecular function: G protein-coupled receptor activity. The record is from RefSeq and is a predicted model, not a curated record. Gene Ontology annotation, biological process: G1/S transition of mitotic cell cycle; G protein-coupled receptor signaling pathway; negative regulation of G2/M transition of mitotic cell cycle. Lineage: Eukaryota; Metazoa; Chordata; Mammalia; Didelphimorphia; Didelphidae.
GCUGGUUAUAUAAAAACUGAGCAUGUGAUCCCCUGAAGGCUUGAAUCUUGAGCAAGUCACUCUUCUUGACAUUUCUUGGGAAUAAUCCUGCCAUGACAUUCCAUGCUUGGUGUUGUAUUAGCCUGGGCUGGUUCCAUAUGCUGAAGUAUCUUUGAAGAAACUGGCAUUUUCUGGACGUUCUUGAUGCUUCUGUUCUUGGUCUUCCUUGAAUGAUCUAGUCCUGAGAAAUAAGGCAAAAUCUUUGGCUCAUCUUUCAAACUCCCUCAACAGACCUCUCAUGAGAGCACUAAAUGUUGGAUGUUGUAAUGGGAAGAGGAACAGAGAUAACAGAUGAAGAAAUUGAAGCCUAGAGAAAAGAAGCAACUUGUUCAACCAUACAAGCAGUAUCUGGAAAGACAAGCCCAGGGAAGGUCACUGACCUGAAAUUCCUGCUACCCUCUAUGGCCUCAUCUAACUUCUCUGAGAACAUCUGCAAUGUGUCCUAUGAAGAGAGCAAGCUAUUCCUGAGUGUGAUGUACAGCAGUGUCUGUGCACUGGGCAUUCCCACCAAUUGUUUCACUGCCUGGCUCUCCCUCUUGCAGGUGCUGCAGGGGAAUGUGUUAGCUGUAUAUCUCUUCUGCUUAGCCAUCUGUGAAUUGCUUUAUGUGACAACCUUACCCUUCUGGAUUAUUUAUAUCAGGAAUGAUCACAAGUGGACAAUGGGUUUUCAGACCUGUAAGAUAAUUGCCUAUGCAUUUUUCUGUAACAUCUAUGUCAGCAUUUUAUUUUUGUGUUGCAUUUCUUGUGAUCGUUUCAUUGCUGUGACAUAUGCCUUGGAAUCCAGAAGAUACAGAAGCCUAAAAACAGCUAGGUCCAUUUCAAUAGCAAUCUUUUUUAUUGUGGGGUUAGUUCACUAUCCAGUUUUUAAAAUAGAAGAAGAUCAAACUUGUUUUGAAACCCUUCCAGUAAAUAAGGAAAUAGCUGGUUAUUAUUACUCUCGCUUUGUAGUAGGGUUUGCCAUUCCUCUCUCCAUUAUCAUUUUCACAAACUACAAAGUUUUUAGGAGUAUCAAGAUGAGUCCAAGCCUGAAUGCGAGCCAGAAGGCCAAAGUGAAAUAUUUGGCUCUUUCUAUAGUUAUCAUUUUCCUGGUCUGUUUUGCUCCCUAUCAUGUGGUACUUCUUGUUAAAGCUAUAGCCUUUUCCUUUUAUAAAGGCGAAAAGAAGAAAAUGUGUGCUUUUGAAGCCAAGAUGUAUACCACUUCAGUGAUAUUCCUGUGCCUGUCCACUUUCCAUAGCAUAGCAGACCCUUUCAUCUAUGUGCUAGCCAGUGAAAACUGCAGAAAGGAACUAUACCGUAUUCAAAAAGGAUGGAAAAGAAGGUCCACAAAGACUGAUAGUACCAACCGAAAGCAUUCGAAGUCAAUGGAGGAGUUAACACCAAAACCUGAAAACUCAUCAGCUUUCUAGUGCCCCACAUUCUGGAGUGGUAUGACCAGAUAUCUGUGACUGUUUAUUUUUUAAGAAGCAUGCUGCUGAAAAAAGCGAGACCAUGGCAUUUUCUUCACAGCACCUAAAGAACUGGGUUCUGUUUAAUGCUGUAUUUUUUUUCAUGGAUUGUUUUCUACCUUACAAUGUCCACAAAACAGUAAGGAUCACUACAGUAGACUUCUGUGAUCAUCAGAACAAUAUGCUACUGGGUAAGAGACAGAAGGGAGGAUAAAUGGAAUAGACUUGGGGUAAAUGACCUCAGCAAAGCUAGUGUUUGAUAAACCUAAAGAUCCCAGCUUUUGGGACAAGAACUCACUAUUUGAUGAAAACUGCUUGGAAAAUUGGAAGACAGUAUGGGAGAGAUUAGGUUUAGAUCAACACCUCACACACUAUACCAAGAUAAAUUCAGAAUGGAUAAAUAAAGAGGGAAAUUAUAAGUAAAUUAGGUGAACAUAGAAUUGUGUAUCUGUCAGAUCUAUGGGAAAGGAAAGAAUUUAAGACCAAGCAAGUGAUAGAGAACAUUACAAAAUGCAAAAUGAAUAAUUUUGAUUGCAUUAAAUUAAAAAGAUUUUGUACAAACAAAACCAAUGCAACCAAAAUUAGAAGGGAAGCAACAAAUGGGGGGGGGGGGGGAAUUAUAACCAAAACCUCUGACAAAGGUCUAAUUACUCAAAUUUAUAAGGAGCUAAGUCAAUUGUACAAAAAAAUCAAGCCACUGACAAAUGACAAAAGACAAUUGACAAAUAGUCAAGGGACAUGAAUACACAGUUUUCAAAUAAAGAAAUCAAAACUAUCAAUAAGCACAUGAAAAAGUGUUCUAAAUCUCUUAUAAUUAGAGAAAUGCAAUCAAAACAACACUGAGGUACCACCUCACACCUAGCAGAUUGGCCAAUCUGGCAUUAAAGGAAGAAAAAUGUUGGAGGGGUUGUGGCACUAAUGCAUUGCUGGUAGAGUUGUGAAUUGAUCCAACCAUUCUGGAGGGUACUUUGGAACUAUGCCCAAAGGGCUUUAAAAGAAUGCAUACCCUUUGAUCCAGCAAUACUACUACUGGAUUUGUACCCCCAAAGAGAUAAUAAUGAAAAUUUUUUGUCCAAAAAUAUUAAUAGCUAAGCUCUUUGUGGUGGUAAAAUUGGAAAAUGGGGGGAGGGGUCCCUCAAUUGAGGAAUGACUGAACAAAUUGUGGUAUAUGAUGGUGAUGGAAUACUGCUGUGCUGUAAGGAAUGAUAAACUGUAGGAUUCCUAUAUGAAUUGAAAGAACCUCCAGGAAGUGAUGCAGAGUGAGAUGACCAUAACCAAGAAAACAUAAUACACGGAAAAUGAAAUAUUGUAGAACAAUACAAUGUAAUGGACGUCGCCAAUACAAAACAAUCCCAAAGGACUUAUGAGAAAGAUUGCUGUCCAUAUUGAGAGAAAGAACUGUGGGAGUAGAAACACAGAAGAAAAACAAAUGACUUAUCAUUUGUUUAUAUGGAUAUAUGAUUCAGGGCUUUGGUUUUAAAAGAUUGCUCUAUUGCAAAAUAUGGAAAUAGGUAUGAGUGAUAACAUUUGUAUAACCCAGUGGAAGUACUUAUUGAAUCUGGGAGUGGGGAGGGAAAAGGGAAGGGAAAGGAAAUGAAAUAUGUAAACAUGGAAAAAUAUUUUAAAAUUAAAAAAAUCUCAAUAUGUCCAAAAUAAAAUUAAUUUGUCUUUUCCCCCUAAACCCUCACCACCUCCUACCUUCUUAAUUACUGUAGAAGGUAAUAGCCUUCUAGGCUAUAAGUUUGGGGUUUCUAGAUUCCAUGUUGACAGUUUCAAUUUAUUUAAAAUACUAUAAAAAGUGCUGUUGUAAAUAUUUUGGUGUAUAUGGAGUCUUUUUUUUAAAUCAGUAACCUCCUUGGGAUAUGUGCCUAGAAAAGAGUCUAGAAGCAAAAAAGCAAAGACAGUUUGAUCACUUUAUUUCCAUAAUUACAAAUUGCUUUCUGAAAUGGUUAUACAAGUUCAUUGCGGAGCAAAUCUUUUUUUAUAAAGAUUUUAUUUUACCAAAAUAAAUUGUAAUACAAUUUUCUACACAAGUUUUCUGAAGUUAAAUGACCCAAACUGUUUCCCUCCCUCCCUUCCCUUACCCAGGAGAUGGUAAACAAUUUGAUCUAGUUUUGUAAACCUCAAAAUU